This is a messenger RNA of Arachis ipaensis, 843 nucleotides long. RefSeq lists its product as uncharacterized. Lineage: Eukaryota; Viridiplantae; Streptophyta; Magnoliopsida; Fabales; Fabaceae. The record is from RefSeq and is a predicted model, not a curated record.
AUGAAAUUUAAUACCAAAUGGGACUUCAAAGAGGCUGUGAGGGAGUACACCAUCCAAGAGGAAAGGCGUAUCAAGUUUAAGAAAAAUGAUAGAAAAAGAGUAAGGACAAUAUGUAAAGUCAAAGAAUGUAAAUGGGUGAUUUAUGCCUCAAGGGACUAUGAGGACAGCUGCUGGCAAGUGAAGACUUUCAUGGAUGAUCAUACUUGUCCUAGAGAGGAUAAGAAUAGGGAUGCAAACCGAAACUGGGUUGCAAGUAAGCUGGUAAAGAAAGUGAGGAAGUAUCCUAACUUUAGACAUUAUGAUGUUACAACAUUCUUCAAGACAAAGUAUGAUCUAUCCCUCAAUAGGAAUUCAAUUUCAAGAGCACUGAGUGAUACUAGAAAUGUGGUUUAUGGGGAUGAGAAGGCACAAUAUGCUAUGUUGAGAGACUACGGCCUUACUUUACUCAAGACCAAUUCAGGAUCAACUGUUCAAAUUUGCACAACUCCACAGCCACAUGGGGACCAAUCUUGGAGAAGAUACCGUAUUUGGAGGCCAAAUAUUGUCAGCUUCGGGCAAGAUGCUAAUCACCACAUCUACGUGAUUGCAUGGACAAUUGUGAACGUCGAGAAUAAAGAUAAUUGGAAGUGGUUCUUGGAAUUGUUGCAUCAAGACCUUAGAGACUACAAGACACACGGGUGGUGUUUUAUUUUUGAUAUGCAAAAGUCAGGGUCUAUUAUGGUGCAUGGGGUGAAAGUUAAGGACUGUUAUGGUGAAUCAUUAUGUGUUCUCACUCACCAUGGCUAUGCUGUCUCAAUUUCUGUUGCAGGGUUUGAUUCCAGCCAUAAGGGAGGUGAUGUUUAA